Messenger RNA from Gamsiella multidivaricata, 2795 nucleotides. Its product is annotated as MCM-domain-containing protein. The transcript has 9 exons. Gene Ontology annotation, biological process: DNA replication; mitotic DNA replication initiation; double-strand break repair via break-induced replication. Gene Ontology annotation, molecular function: single-stranded DNA binding; 3'-5' DNA helicase activity; single-stranded DNA helicase activity. NCBI's taxonomy places the organism in Eukaryota, Fungi, Mortierellomycota, Mortierellomycetes, Mortierellales, Mortierellaceae. The record is from RefSeq and is a predicted model, not a curated record. Gene Ontology annotation, cellular component: nucleus; MCM complex. Bases 82 to 2745 code for a protein of 887 amino acids.
GUUUUCUCGGCGACUUGUCUCGUUCUUCUUUGUCCGUCCCCUCUGCCCCUCUUUCAUUCAUCUCAAUAGCUAACAGCAACCAUGGCUGAUCGCAAGCGCCAGCGAGAUGACAACGAUGUCACCACACCCGUGUGGAACCCCAGCAGUUCGCCUAUCCUUGGCUCGUCGCCACCACUCCCCUCCUCAGACCCCGAGGACAACGGCGUUGUGGAUAACGAGCUGAUCUCUGAUAUCGAGAACGAGCUGGAGGGCGAGGGCGAAGACCUUUAUGGAUCUGACAUGGAAAACGACUAUGUACAGAACGUGCGAUUGGACAAUUAUGAUCCAGAUGAUCUCGACGACGAGGAGUUCGAGCGUAUGGAUCCUGCGGACCGCGCAAGAGUCGAGGCGCUUUUGGCCAGACGAGAUGCAGAGCGCGCAAGGGCAGCUGGAAGAAUUCCCGAGGCUUUCUUGGAUGACGACACGGAUUUGGCAAACAUCGUUCACCGCAGACGACGUGUCCAUGAGCAGGAUCUCAUGGAGGACGAUCUAGAGGACAUGUCCAAUGUGAUCCUGGAUCCUGAGCAACUGAGCGAUCACAAGGGCAUGCCGAUCUCAGAGUGGGUUACAAAGGAGUUAACGCGUCGCACCAUCAUGGCAGAGUUCAGGAGAUUCUUGCUGGAGUUUGUUGACCCCAACGGAGAGUCAGUGUACGGUCCUCUCAUUCGAAUUCUUGGACAGGCUAACAAAGAAAGUCUGGAAGUCAACUACCGCCAUCUCUCGGACGCGAAGCCCACGCUCGCCUACUUUGUUGUGAAUGCGCCCCAGGAGGUUCUGAAGAUGUUUGAUUCUAUUGCGUUCGAGGUCGUCCAAAUGGAAUACCCAGAUUAUGGGCGCAUUCAUUCCGAGAUUCACGUCCGUAUUACCGACCUUCCUAUUAUCUCGACCCUCCGCGACCUUCGCCAAGUCAACUUGAACUGCUUGGUGCAGGUAACAGGAGUGGUGACGAGAAGAACGGGCGUCUUUCCUCAGCUCAAAUACGUCAAGUACGACUGUGUGAAGUGUGGUGCCACUCUUGGACCUUUUUACCAGGACUCACAGACUGAGAUUUCGAUUGGAAGCUGUACAUCGUGCCCAUCCAAGGGUCCCUUUGCAGUUAACUCGGAGCAGACUAUCUACCGCAAUUAUCAGAAAAUGACGCUACAGGAGUCCCCAGGCACCGUCCCCGCGGGUCGUCUUCCCCGUCAUCGUGAAGUCAUCUUGCUGUGGGACCUUAUCGACAGUGCAAAGCCAGGAGAGGAAGUUGAAAUCACGGGCGUUUACAGGAAUAACUUUGAUAUUGCACUGAACUCAGCCAACGGAUUCCCAGUCUUCGCUACUAUUUUGGAGGCCAACUAUGUGAACAAGAAGCAGGAUGUCUUUGCCAGUUUCAAGUUGACUGAGGAUGACCGUAAGGAGAUUCUCCGCCUCGCAAAGGACGAGAAUAUCGGAAAGAGAAUUAUCAAGAGCAUUGCGCCUUCGAUUUAUGGACACGAGGAUAUCAAGACGGCCAUUGCUUUGACCCUAUUUGGUGGUGUGCCCAAGGACCCGCAGGGAAAGCAUCGUCUUCGUGGAGAUAUCAAUGUGUUGAUGAUGGGAGACCCAGGAACGGCCAAGUCGCAGUUCUUGAAGUACGUGGAAAAGACCGCCCACAGGGCGGUGUUCACAACGGGUCAGGGCGCAUCCGCUGUGGGUUUGACGGCCUCUGUCAGGAAGGAUCCCAUCACACGCGAGUGGACACUGGAAGGAGGAGCUCUUGUACUGGCUGACAAGGGAGUGUGUUUGAUCGACGAGUUUGACAAGAUGAACGAUGCGGAUCGUACGAGUAUUCACGAGGCAAUGGAGCAGCAGAGUAUUUCGAUCUCGAAGGCCGGUAUUGUCACAACAUUGCAGGCGCGGUGCUCUAUCCUGGCAGCUGCUAACCCUAUCCGCGGACGAUACAACCCUGCGGUGACGUUCUCGGAGAACGUGGAGUUGACGGAGCCGAUUCUUUCGCGUUUUGAUAUUCUUUGCGUGGUCAAGGAUACGGUGGAUCCGACGGUGGAUGAGCGACUUGCUAACUUUGUGCUGAAUUCUCAUCUCCGGAGCCAUCCCCAAUACUCGCCAGAGCAGGAUCAACUCAACCUAUCGGAGCAAAUCGAUGCCGAUAUUAUCCCACAAGAUAUGUUGCGUAAAUAUAUUAUGUAUGCUCGCGACAGGAUCCAUCCCAAAAUCCACCGAAUGGACCAGGACAAGAUUGCUCGUCUGUAUGCAGAUCUCCGCCGCGAGUCACUGGCUGGAGGAUCUAUUCCGAUCACGGUCCGCCACCUGGAGUCGAUGAUCCGAAUGUCGGAGGCGAACGCAAAGAUGCACCUGCGCGAGUAUGCGCGAUCAGACGAUAUUGAUAUGGCGAUCCGGGUGAUGCUCGAGUCCUUCUUCAGCGCGCAAAAGUUCUCGGUGAUGCGGAGCCUGAAGAGGGCGUUUAACAAGUAUCUGACGUUUGCGAAGGAUAGCGACGAGUUGUUGUUCUCGGUCUUGAAUGAUAUCCUGAGGGAGCAUUUGAGGUUCAAUCAGAUCAAGAACCCGAGGACGGUGGUGAAGUCGAUUACGAUUGAGUUGGUGGAGUUGAAGGAUCGGGCGACGGCACUGGACAUUCAUGAUAUCCAGCCGUUCCUGACGAGCCAGUUGUUUACGUCGAGUGGGUACCGGUUUGAUGCGUCGAGAGGUGUUAUUGAGAGACACUUUUAAUUUAUGUCAUCGCUUUCAAGCAUGGCAUGGCAUCCUUUUGCGAUAAAAUA